Silurus meridionalis is the source of this 4659-nucleotide messenger RNA. RefSeq names its product solute carrier family 17 member 6b (gene slc17a6b). Gene Ontology annotation, cellular component: excitatory synapse; synaptic vesicle membrane. Gene Ontology annotation, biological process: neurotransmitter loading into synaptic vesicle; regulation of synapse structure or activity; monoatomic anion transport. The record is from RefSeq and is a predicted model, not a curated record. The transcript is spliced from 12 exons. Gene Ontology annotation, molecular function: neurotransmitter transmembrane transporter activity; L-glutamate transmembrane transporter activity. NCBI's taxonomy places the organism in Eukaryota, Metazoa, Chordata, Actinopteri, Siluriformes, Siluridae. Bases 543 to 2300 code for a protein of 585 amino acids.
GGGAGGGGGGAGCUGUCUAGCUCGUAACGCGCUCUCGUGUGCACAAGCGACGGGCAGCACGCGCCGUAUCGCUGACCUUGGUGCUGAAAGCAGAUAAGACAAACCGGAAACUUCCUUUCCAUUGCUUUAUUUAAUCGCUUAUUUUGUUUGUUGUUUGUGUAGGCUGGUUAGAUUUUUUUUUUCCACCAAACUUUUUUUUACUCCCAUCUUUUCAAAACCAUUUGUCAGGUUUGACGUGAGCAUCAAAUGCAUUGGCUUGCACCGAGAUGGCAGUGAAAACGCUCUCAGUGCGUAAAAAGAGCGAGCUUAUCACUCCGAGCCAAGAGAGCCACUACACCUCUGAUUUUACCUGUCCCAUAUAGGUGUUCUUCUUUUCUUUUUCUUCCUUUUCGUGUCUGAGGACCGACGUCGUGUCUCUUUAGCUGUCCGUCCGACUUCAUCACAGAUCUGCUGGGUGUCUGUCCGGUAUGUCCGACCAGCUCGUCCGUGACAUGGUACUUUAACACAAACGAAAAGAAAACGAGGGAUUAUCAUAUUUGGACAUGGAUACUCCGAAGGAGCCCGGGUUUGCCCCCAGCAAAGAGGCUUUCAAGCAGAUUGCAGGGAAGACGCUGGGUCGUGUGUACAAGGUUUUAGAGAGAAGACAGAAAACUGGGGAAAACAUUGAAUUAACGGAAGAUGGCCGACCGACGCAGAGCACCGAGAGGAAGGCGCCCUUAUGUGACUGCACGUGUUUCGGCCUUCCGCGCCGCUACAUCAUCGCCAUCAUGAGCGGCCUGGGCUUUUGCAUCUCUUUCGGGAUUCGGUGCAAUUUGGGCGUGGCCAUCGUGAGCAUGGUGAACAACAGCACCAUUCACCAGAACGGCAAAAUCAUUAUCAAAGAGAAAGCGAAGUUUAACUGGGACCCGGAAACAGUGGGAAUGAUCCAUGGCUCAUUUUUCUGGGGUUAUAUAGUGACCCAAAUCCCAGGAGGAUACAUAUCAUCACGAUUAGCAGCUAACAGAGUGUUCGGGGCGGCCAUCGUUCUCACCGCCACCCUCAACAUGUUCAUCCCGUCUGCUGCGCGCGUGCACUACGGCUGCGUCAUAUUCGUCAGGAUAUUGCAGGGGCUCGUAGAGGGAGUGACAUACCCAGCAUGCCAUGGGAUUUGGAGUAAAUGGGCCCCACCUCUGGAGAGGAGUCGCUUGGCCACCACCUCCUUUUGUGGAUCCUAUGCUGGUGCAGUUGUAGCCAUGCCUCUGGCUGGGAUCCUGGUGCAGUAUACUGGCUGGUCCUCUGUCUUCUAUGUUUAUGGGAGUUUUGGCCUUGUGUGGUACAUGUUCUGGAUCUUGGUGUCCUAUGAGAGUCCUGCUGAGCAUCCUACAAUUACAGAUGAGGAACGUUGCUACAUUGAGGAAAGCAUUGGAGAGAGUGCCAAGCUGCUAGGACCUUCUGAGAAAUUUAAGACACCAUGGAGGAAAUUCUUCACCUCAAUGCCUGUCUAUGCAAUUAUUGUGGCCAACUUCUGCAGAAGCUGGACCUUCUACCUGCUGCUCAUCAGCCAACCGGCGUAUUUUGAAGAAGUAUUUGGCUUUGAGAUCAGUAAAGUUGGCAUGCUGUCAGCCCUUCCUCAUCUAGUGAUGACUAUUAUCGUGCCCAUAGGAGGGCAGCUAGCGGAUUACCUGCGCAGCAAGAACCUCAUGUCUACCACCAAUGUCAGAAAGAUCAUGAAUUGUGGAGGCUUUGGUAUGGAAGCUACUUUGCUGCUAAUAGUAGGCUACUCUCACAGUAAAGGCAUGGCCAUCUCAUUCCUAGUACUAGCUGUGGGCUUCAGUGGAUUUGCUAUAUCAGGCUUCAAUGUCAAUCACUUAGACAUUGCUCCACGUUAUGCCAGUAUUCUAAUGGGCAUCUCAAACGGAGUGGGGACCCUGUCUGGAAUGGUGUGCCCACUGAUUGUUGGUGCUAUGACCAAACAUAAGACCAGAGAAGAGUGGCAAUACGUGUUUCUCAUUGCCUCAAUGGUACAUUACGGCGGUGUGAUCUUCUACGGCCUCUUUGCAUCGGGUGAGAAACAGCCAUGGGCUGAUCCAGAGCAGACAAGUGAAGAGAAAUGUGGCAUAAUUGAUGAGGAUGAGCUAGCUGAGGAAACCGGAGACAUCACACAAAACUACGGAGCUCUGGGAGCCCCAGCUAAAAGCUACGGAGCCACCUCACAAAUGAAUGGAGGAUGGCCUGAUGGAUGGGAGAAAAGAGAAGAAUAUGUACAAGAGGGAGCAGAAGAGGGAGGGUAUGGAUACAGACAGGCCAGGGAGUACUCCUAGACAACACACACAGCCACACAGACAAAGCACAUAAACACAAUCACAUGCACACAUUUACAUGGUAGACGUAUUUUGUAGUGAUUGUGAGUUAUAAAAAAAAAAGUGCAAAUUUAAUUAUAAAGAUGUAAAAUAAUAUACAUUGUUGUAUGUUUGCACAAAGGAAAAAAAUCUAAUAUAUAAUAAUUUAAACUGUUAAAAUAGAUGAAAUACAUAUACUUAAAUAAAAUUAUAGAAAGAUGUAAUACAUAUCAAAAUUGGCAGAUUGUAACUGUAAAUUGUCUAUGUAAAAAAAAAAAAAGAAAAACGAGUGAAUAUAUUUCAAGCGCAAUCUUGUGUAAUGUUGUGAAAAUAAUAUUUGCACCUCAACAUUCUAUCGGAUUAGUUUAGUUGCAGGUGUUGAGAACCACCACACCUCAUAAUGGCUCGAAUAAGAAAUGCACAUAGAGCCAAACCAGCGACAGAAAACCCUGUAACCUGAACAAAUACACUGGUUUUCUCUGUUUCUUUUGCUGAUUGCACUUCAAGAAUCAUACUUUGUCACUGCACAAAUCCACGAGCCUGUUUUUUCCAUGAUGUGUUACUCUUUCAUUGUAGAUGGAGUUUUUUCUAGGAGACUUAAGGGGAUUUGGGUCUUUGACACUGUAUUUAUGAGCACAGCGUUAAAAAAACAAAACAAAAAAAAACAAAGAAUGAAAGGAAAAAAAAUCAUGGUGUCUUUGCCUGGUUUGGAACAAUUUUUUUCCAGAUGUUUUCAGGCUAAAAAAAUUUUGUGAAGCAUUCAGGACUUUCUGUGUGUAUUACAGAGGUUUGUAAAGCAGAAGCAAAACUGUAACUGUAAAACAGAAAAAAAAAAAGUGUGAGGUCUCUAGGAUGAUGUAGUUGGCCACACCUUAUAAAGCCUACUAAGCCUUUAUCCAUUAGCUAGUUUGAUGUCCAGUGAUAGCACAGCCAUUCACUGCCAGAAGAGCACAUGAGCACGAUUAGUCAUGCUUUUAUUACAUAAUUAUAGGUUAACUCAUUUAGACAAUUGUAAACAAGAUAUGUCCAUUUAUGUUUAUUAGGUCACAUAUUAAGAAAAUGACUCAUUUUCCUAAAAGCAUCCUCGCACAAUGGUGUAUAGUGUAUAGCAUCACACUGUACCCCAAUUAAUUGAAGGGGAUGCUAUGAUUUUGCACAUGCUGCAGUCUUGUGUUAUGCUCUCAGAUUGUUGACUUCCAUACAAUGGGGAUACUCAGAUUAGUGAUGAAUAAUAAUACAACCAUUGUGAAAGAGUGUCCAAGACCCAAUCCUUGAGUCCCUACUGUUUAUUGGAAUCCUAGUCUUAACACCAUGCCAUCUUGAUGUCUGUGAAUUGUAGAUGCAUGGAUGAGAACAUUGUUUUUAGCUGUAAUUCUUUCAAAUCCAAUUCCCUGUUUUUCCGUUAAGUUACUAAUGGGUUGAUUUCUUUGCACAGUUAACCAAAGGUAAUGUGUAGAGUCGGGUUUUAGCGGGGUCAGAUAUAAGGGAGGGGGAAAUCCUAUUAUAAUAAAGAUUAAAAAACAGCUACCUACUUUAUAAACAGGCUACUUCAGCCUAGAGUAGGUUCUAAACAUAUUCAAUGUACAAAGCAAUAAAUCCAUGGUAACAGUUAAUGUUUAUCCAGUAUGAACAAAAAAGAAAAAAAUGUAUGUAAAACAUUAGCACAUUUAAUUGUAGUGACUUUUUUUUUUUUUGUGAUGACAAUUUAAAAAGAUCAAAUAUAAACUUAUUGUUAAAACAUGUAUAAAACAAUAUAAAUAGAUUUAGCAGGAGUCCAGUGCAAAACUCUUUGACUUUUUAAUAAGGAGUGUUUGUGUUGGACCCACUCACCAGAAGAGAAUGAUUCUUACGUGCCACCUGCAUAGAGUUCCUGAGUGACACUCUCACUGCGGUUCUCAGUCCUGUGGGUGUACACACCUCUGUAGUUGUCCUGUGUGGUUGCCAGUGGUUGCAUUUUUGCAAGUAUGUUGCUGUCAGAUGUUUUCCUCCCUCCCUUCCUCCCCCCCUUCCCCAGUCCCUUUUGUCUUUACUUGACUUCCCUUUUGUUUUUUUGGUCUGUGUUGUCAGUGGCUUGAGAUUUUCUCCUCUUAUCCUACUUCCUCUUGUAAAACCCAAUACUGCUGCAAUAUUCAACAACAAAAUGGGUUGUUUGUAAAGGUAUUCAGAAAUGCACAAAUAUUACAGUUAUUAGCAAAAACAUUAUGGUACCAUAUUUCUGUUUUGUGCCUCAGAGUAAAGUGUGGCUUCUUUUGCUGUGUUACUUGUAAAUCGAGAGGUUUGUUGAUGUCAAAAUGAAAUGCUCUAUAUAUCCUUUUUUAUAUAAAACUAUUACAAAAUUUUA